Molecule: messenger RNA, 1743 nt
Organism: Gracilinanus agilis (Agile Gracile Mouse Opossum)
Lineage: Eukaryota; Metazoa; Chordata; Mammalia; Didelphimorphia; Didelphidae
Gene: COLEC10
Product: collectin subfamily member 10
Exons: 6
Coding region: 59-889 (276 amino acids)
Cellular component (GO): multivesicular body; rough endoplasmic reticulum
Source: RefSeq, a predicted model, not a curated record
UUAAAAUAAAGCUGUUUGUUUGGAACAUCUGAGCACUGCUUCUUGAGGGACUACAGAGAUGAAUGGCUUGGGAGCCCGACUGGGAAGGCAUACACUCACUCUCCUCCUGCUACUGCUUUUCCAAAUUCAGAUCCUCUGUCUCAACGUUGACAGUCGCCCUCCUCCUGAUGUCUGCUCCACGCACACAGUUUUACCUGGACCAAAAGGGGACGAUGGUGAGAAAGGAGAAAAGGGAGAAGAGGGAAAGCAUGGAAAAGUGGGUCCCAUGGGGCCAAAAGGAAUGAAAGGAGAACUGGGUGAAGUAGGAGAACAAGGCAUCCUUGGCAAAAUUGGACCAAUUGGUGGAAAGGGUGACCAAGGGCAGAAAGGCUUGCCUGGUGCCUCAGGGGGAAAGGGCAGAGCAGGUACUGUCUGUGAUUGUGGAAGAUAUCGUAAGGUUGUUGGACAGCUGGAUAUCAGUGUUGCGCGACUGAAGACAUCCAUGAAAUUUGUUAAAAAUGUCAUAGCUGGGAUUAAGGAAACAGAUGAAAAAUUCUAUUACAUUGUUCAAGAGGAGAAGAGCUACAGGGAGUCCCUGACCCAUUGCCGAAUCCGUGGAGGGAUGCUAGCUAUGCCCAAGGAUGAGAGGGCCAAUCAAGUGAUUGCUAAGUACGUCUCAGACAGCGGUUUCUUCAGGGUGUUCAUUGGGGUGAAUGAUCUAGAGCGGGAAGGGCAGUAUGUGUUUACAGACAACACUCCGCUGCAGAACUACAGCAACUGGAAGGAGGGUGAGCCCAAUGACCCCAAUGGCCAUGAGGACUGUGUGGAGAUGUUGAGUUCUGGCCACUGGAAUGACACAGAGUGCCACCUCACCAUGUAUUUUGUCUGUGAAUUUGCAAAAAAGAAGUGAUCCUCUGAUGCCACUUCCUCACGGUUGUGAUUAUGACUAAACAUUUUUAAUAACCUUUUUCCUCUAUAUAGUUUGAUCUCCCAAUUGUAAGCAAUGUCAAGUGUGAUAUGCAGAAAUCAAAUUGCAUAUUAUACAAACUGAAGUCUGGGAUAUUCUCCAAUGCUUAAAAAAUUGUCAUUAAAUAAAAACAUUCACCAGGUAACAUGGGUAUCUGGGGUGGGGGGGUGAAGGGAGGAAGGAGGGCUCCUGCAAAUCUACAAAUUUUAGGUUAGAAUUCCUCUUGGAAUUUUCUCUCGUUUUCUCCAUAUCCUUCCAGGGGUUUUAGAGGAGUCUCAUGGGAAAUUGAGCAAAUGCUGAAUGAACUUCCAAGUAUUCAUUAACUCACCCUGGCUCUACCAAAGUUCAGGCUCUCGUCACCUCUCACUUAGACUGUUGCAAUAGCUUCCUAAUUGGUCUCUCUUCUUUCACUCUUUUCUCUCCAAUCCAUUCUCCAAAUAGGGGACAAAUUGAUAUUUUUUUGUUAUUUUACUUUGAAGGCCCUGUUAUCACUAGGAUAAAGUCCAAAAUUCUCAGACCAUCAUUAAAGACCCUCUACAAAUCAUUCCUCUUUCCUAUCACUUCCCUUCACUCUCUCUUCAUUGCAGUCAAAAUAGCUUAAUAUCACAUUAUAUCUCUAGUCUUUCUGGCUUUGCAAUUCAGUCUCCUGGUCUGGAAUGAAUCCUCUCCUCACCUCUGACUCAUUACAUUCAUAGUUUCCUUAAAGCUAAGCUCAAAUGCCAUGUUUUACACAAAUUCUUUAUCCCUUGUAAUGACUUGUUAGCCAAUCAAUGAACAUUUAUUAAAUGCUUAUUCUA